ACAUCAUUCAUUCUAACACACUAUCAAGUCUUUAUUCAUUGGCUUCUUCUCAAAUUAAACCAUGUUUGGCUCUUCCACUUUCCAAGAAACAACCAAUAUUUCUCAUCAAACUAUAAACCCUAAUUUUGCCUUUUCAUCUCUCAUCAAUAUGAAUCAAGAUCAUGGCCACAAUAUGUAUCAAGAUUUUGACACUUCAUUUCUUGACAAUUUGAUUAAUGAUGGUGAAGAAUAUUCCAACUCAAAUAAUAGCUUUAAUACUUCACUUUAUUCACAAAAUCCUUUCAUGCAACAAGAGAUAAGCACUAGUACCUAUAGUGGAAACUCAUCAGCUAGUUCAUUUGAUGCCACACCAACAAAUAUUCACAUGAAUGAAAAUUCAAGCAAUAAGGGGAUAGAGAAAGAAAAGAAGGCUGAAAAACAUGCAAUUGCUUUUAGAACAAAGACCGAGCUUGAGAUAUUGGAUGAUGGAUACAAAUGGAGGAAAUAUGGAAAAAAGAAGGUGAAAAGUAACACAAAUCCAAGGGAAUACAACAUCAGAAAUGCACUAACAAAAUGGGGAAACCAAUUAAACAGGAAUUACUACAAGUGUUCAAGUGGAGGUUGCAAGGUAAAGAAGAAGGUGGAAAGAGAUGGAAUUGAUUCCAGCUAUUUGAUAACAACAUAUGAAGGAAAACACAAUCAUGAAAGCCCCUUUAUCAUUUACUGCCAUGAAAAGCCAACAGUCAGUUUUCACAAUGAUCAAUGGACUUUGCAAGCAGAUUCUUUGCGGUGAUCUUCUUGGAGAAAACAUUCGAAGACUUUAUUAUUUUUGUAUGGGUCAAAAUCUGAUUUAAGGGAGCCCGGCACAAGGAUAAAUUACUAAAAGGCGAUUAGGUCGAGGUCGUACACAAAAUUAAAGGGACUUACUGGCGAGCUGCUAAUCGGGGCCGAGGUCGAAAGCUCAGGACAGCAAAUAACGACUAGUUUUGUAAUAAGAUAUUUAGGAGAAUAUUCUCUCUACUUGUAUUCUAGGUUAGGUUUGAAGCAUGUCCCAUAUAAAUAGAAAGGUAGAGAGAAGGAAAGAGGCAUGUAGUAUUCUAUAUGAUAAGAGCUCGGUUGAAAAGUUGACUCUGAAGAAAAAUACAAACAUUACCUUUCAAAAGAGAUUUGA
Nicotiana attenuata is the source of this 1150-nucleotide messenger RNA. RefSeq names its product probable WRKY transcription factor 51. Gene Ontology annotation, molecular function: sequence-specific DNA binding; DNA-binding transcription factor activity. Gene Ontology annotation, biological process: regulation of DNA-templated transcription. The record is from RefSeq and is a predicted model, not a curated record. The transcript has 3 exons. Lineage: Eukaryota; Viridiplantae; Streptophyta; Magnoliopsida; Solanales; Solanaceae. Bases 62 to 772 code for a protein of 236 amino acids.